Messenger RNA from Hypomesus transpacificus, 5043 nucleotides. RefSeq names its product transcription factor binding to IGHM enhancer 3a (gene tfe3a). Lineage: Eukaryota; Metazoa; Chordata; Actinopteri; Osmeriformes; Osmeridae. The transcript has 10 exons. The record is from RefSeq and is a predicted model, not a curated record. Gene Ontology annotation, biological process: regulation of transcription by RNA polymerase II. Gene Ontology annotation, molecular function: protein dimerization activity; RNA polymerase II cis-regulatory region sequence-specific DNA binding; DNA-binding transcription factor activity, RNA polymerase II-specific. Bases 1255 to 2625 code for a protein of 456 amino acids. Gene Ontology annotation, cellular component: nucleus.
AAUGUGCUAUGCUAUGCUGAUCUAAAGAGGUUUGUGCUUUGGGGAGCUAAAUCAUUGCCUUUUUUGGGAAAUGAAAGAGCACAGUAGACUAUUAUGGAUUACCCCUUUAUUCAAUUCAAUAUAUUUAUUUAUUUGUCAUAGAAGUACAGCCUUGACCAUAGUCGACACAUUUCUUUACUUCUCAGACUGAUGUUCUUGGCUUAUAAACAAGUCAUCUUUCUGUCUUCAUCAUGUAAUUGAUUGGAAUUUAUAAACCUGAAGUGACAAGCUAGUGGACGCCUACAUUUCCAGAUUUUUUUUUACAUUUGUGAGUUUGUGUUUGGAACCAAGUAUCCGCACAUAUGACAUAGUAGGCUAGGUCUAUUGUAAUAUUUACAUAGGCCUAAAUAUGAAAUGGUUGUCUCUUUUUGUCCUGGUAGACUAGAUAUGAAAUAUAUUUUCACGUAUCUGUGUUACACAUUAGUUUUCACUCUGGAAUAAUGAUAGACUACAUUAAUGUUCUUUACACAAGAAUUGAAACAGCAAUUUUUGAUGGGCUGUUGUUUUUAGGGCUGACAAGUGGGAAGCGCAACCGCCCCCUCUAGCGGCGAUAGUAUAGGCCGCCCAUUCUCAAUGCAUUUACUUGCUUCCUAUUUUUAGAAACUCUAUCGAUGUCUUUCGAGCUGAAGGCUAUUCGCAACUUAAACGAUUUAGCUAGCAAAUUGUCAAAGGACACGACGGACAAGGCUGUUUUUCUAAUCGACUACGCUUUUUAGACGGGUCAUGACGGACUUUUAACGGGGUAUAGCUGAACGUCGAGUAGCCGAUGUUUUAAAUGUCCGUUUCCUAUGGAAAACCGGUGAGCUGAGCAGAGUCCAAACAUGGCUUCCUAAGCAAGUCGAAAAUAAAAAAAGAUUUUUUUUUGACAAGUUAUGGUUUGUUUUGUAUUUACCGUCAUUCGUCUGUGCUUUAUUGUGGAUUUCGUUGAAAGCGAAUAAGAAAAUACCUUUCAGCGGACAGGACCGAUUAUGGAAUUUAACCGUUCGGGUCCAGGUUGAGUUACGCACCACAAAAUCAACUUUUAUGUUCACAAUUUAAUGCUUGGAGCCGCUGCUGCCAGAGUCAGGCAUUGUAGCAGACAUCGAGGUGGAGAGCAUCCUCACCUCUGAGACUGACACCUUCUACCAGAUCAAGAGCCAGCCCAUAACUCUGAGCCCGUCUGUGACGGUUUGUGACGGCUCCCCCUCGCUGGCCUCGGUGACGACAGCCUCCGUCAUGUCGUCCCGCGUGCUGAUGCGGCAGGAGCUGAUGAGGCAGCAGGCCCGGGAGCAGGAGAGACGCGAGGCCCAGCAGCAGGCCUCCAGCGCCCUGCUCCGCCCCAACGACCCCUCGCCCGCCAUCUCCGUCUCCCCGGCCCUCACCUCCGCACGACAGCCGCCCGCACAGGUGCCCGUGGAGGUGCUCAAGGUCCAGACCCACCUGGAGAACCCCACCAGGUACCACAUCCAGCAGGCCCAGCGCCAGCAGGUCAAGCAGUACCUCUCCACCACCCUGGGCAACACGGCCACCAAUCAGACGCUGGGGGUGUCGCCCUCGCCCCAGUCUGGCUCCGCCCCCGAGCUGACUCCUGCGGUCAGCAGCACGCCCAGCAGCCCUCUGGCUGUGCUCAGCCUCAGCUCUAACAAGGAGGAGAUGGAGGACGUGAUUGAUGACAUCAUCAGCCUGGAGUCCAGUCUGAACGAUGACUUCCUGACGCUCAUGGAUGCUGGCCUGCAGCUGCCCAACACGCUGCCGGUAUCAGGGAACCUGCUGGACGUGUACAGCAGCACUGGGAUGGCCACGCCCACCAUCACCGUUAGCAACUCCUGUCCUGCAGAUCUGCACAACGUCAAGACGGAACUCUCCGUAGAUGUGGAGGUGAAGGCUAUAAUGAAGGAGAGGCAGAAGAAGGACAACCACAACCUGAUCGAAAGGAGGCGAAGGUUCAACAUCAACGACAGGAUCAAAGAGUUGGGAGCUCUCAUCCCAAAGUCUAGUGACCCACCCCCGUGCUACGGGGACAGGGAGCAGCGCUGGAACAAGGGCACCAUCCUGAAGGCCUCGGUGGACUACAUCCGCAAGCUGCAGAAGGAGCAGCAGAGGAGCAAGGAGAUGGAGACCAGGCAGAGGAAGCUGGAGCACGCUAACCGCAGCCUGCUGCUGCGCAUACAGGAGUUGGAGAUGCAGGCUCGUGUCCACGGCCUCUCCAGCUCCGCCUCCUCCUCCCAAGGCUCCUCCUCCCUGCUCAGCCUCUCCCAGCCCCUGGACCCCAAUGUGAUAGACUCCAAAAUCCUCCUGACCCUGGGCGGGACCAACGCCGUAGCUGCGUCGCACGCCUUCCUGCCCUCGUCCGAUGGCAUGGCGAUGGGGGUGAGCAGCCCGCUCGACCUGGGCGCUCUGAGCUUCGCUGAGCUGGAGGACCCGUCGGCCUCCUCGGUCUUCUCCCCUGGCCUGCUGGCCGACAUAGGCCUGGGGGAUAUCUUGAUGGAUGACGGGGCAGGGCUGUCCCCCGUGGCGGGGGGUGACCCCCUACUCUCCUCAGUGUCUCCCAGGGCUUCCAAGAGCAGCAGCCGCAGAAGCAGCUACAGCAUGGAGGAGGACAUGUAGCCAGGGCUGCACACGCGUUUUGGAAUGAAUUUUCAGCACAGCAGGGCCAGCAGCAGGAAUCAAAGAUGUGUUGGCUGGUGAAUUGCAGCGUUGUUAUCUGACUGCGUGGUUGAGCUUCUGUUUAAAUAUUCUCUCAGACAACAAUGAGGAUGAGGAUAAAGCAGCUUUGUGUUAAGGCUUGCUAGACUGACGUAGAAAUGGAGUAGAUUGUUAAGGAGAAUUCCACAGGGAAGAGAGGGGUUUUUUUAGCAUUAAAAGGAACAUAAAUGGAUCGGAGUGUAGUCUACAGAGGCAUAUAGAUACACAUCCUAGAUAUGCACCUAUGUUUGUGUCUCUGUUUUUAUUGUUGUGUAGUUUGAAAACCCAACAGCAUUGAGCACUCUAAAAAACUGAUGCAAGAGUAGGAUUGGGGCAUAUUGUCUCAGUGAAACAAAAAGUUGUGUUCCAAAAAGCCAGAUAAGUUUCAUGUAAAAUUCAAAACCAUGGCAAUUUUUUAUAUAAUGUUUUGUUCUUUGUUUUGCAUGACACCUUUUAUUUAAAGGAUUUUUGCCUUUAACAGAAACAAAAAGGGAUAGUUUUAUAGUGCAGCACUUCUUAGUAGCUAACAUACCUAGUUUUUUAUACAGUCCUCAGGAAAAACAAACAGUGAGGAGUUUUAGACCGGACAGAUUAGACAGCCGAUGUGAAGUCCCACCAACCUGACGAUGAGAUCUGAGCAACUAUCAGUCUUCUGAAUAACAAGGCAUGCGGGUCCCAGAGGAGGGUCAGAGGUCAUGGAGCUCCUUGUUAUUGACCAGACUGACUGUGUUUUUACUGUUGUAAUAUCUGAUAGGUUCCCUCCAGCGUGCAAACAAGCCAGAGGGGCCACAGUGCAGGUGAGACACAGGGGCAUGAGGGGGAGGGAGCACCACUUGGAGGCUGUUCUGGUGUGAUACUGUUCUGUAGGGUAGACCAUGGAGCUGCUGGAUGUUAGAGGGGCCUAGCAAGAGCACGUCAAGGGUUUGGACAGACCGCAGGGUCACUGCCCAUCAGGGUGCUGUGUCUGUUGUAGCCGUCAGUAGUGACACUACAGGCACUGACGCCAUGCUUUAACAACAUUUGAACCUGACUUGUCUUUGUGGUGGUAUUGACAGCCUUUUGUUUUGUAGAUGUUCUGAUCAGGGGUCUUAUUCAAUCAUUUUUCUUCAUUGACUUCCCAUCCUAUUGUUUUUGUACUGGCAUAAAAGAGCGAUAUGAACAGAGGAAGGGGAAUCAAGUCUGUGGUCUUCCGGCAUCUAUACUGGGUGCUAUAACAGAGGAGGAAACUUCCAGAACUACAGUCUUGACUCCCUUCAUAUGCAAACAGAAUUUACAUUUUGACAAUUUACAGUUUAUACCUAGUUAGUCUAUGUAAAUAUGAAUUGUACAUAACUCAGUAUAGCAUUAUGUUCUAAAGAGAAAAACUUUUAUUAAAAAUUAUUGUAGUGUAAAAAUGAUCAAACACUCACCUAUAUAAAGUUAUAUGGUAGCAUUGCAUAUAUUGGGCCUUAAUCUUUUUCUUUUUUAUAUGAAAUAUGUCUAAUAUUCACUCUUAACUACAUGGUGCAGAGGGUGUGAAUGUGUUCAUGGGGACGUUGGAGGGCUAGAAGCAGAAAUACUACAUUAGGACCGCUUUGGAUGUCAUGAGUAUUGACAGAGUAAUAUGAGUAUAUAUAGUAUGUAAAUGCUGGUCAUUUCAACCAUGCCAUUGGCCUGCAGAGAAAUUCAAGGUGCAACAAGAAUGUGUCCUUUCCUUUUGUGAAAGUUUUGCAGUAGCCAAUCAGUGGUCAUUUCCUGGUCCUGUAUCCUCUUUUCUUCUUCUUCUUCUUCGUCUCUCAGGCAUUACUAGUGUGUUUGUUUUGAAGGUAGACUUUGUGAUGUGAUGUCAUAUCUGGUAUGCUGGUCAGGAGCCUCUGCAGCGUGUACUGGCAGCUGAGGUGCUUGUCUCUUAGCUGUGGUUAGUAGAGCUCAGCUUGUUUCAGGAGUGACGACAUCAUCCAGAGUCUAGCUGUAGAGUUUAGAACGUUCUGGACUCCGUUCAGAGUACCUUGUAUGAUCAUGUCGUCUUGUUCAGUGUCUCCCAGAACCAUAUACCUUCGACCCACACCUGCUCAUAAGACGGUGGGAACUGUUAGUCCGGGGAUGAUUAGAAACGAGCAGUGUUCUGAUGGAUCAUGUUAUCUAGUGUUGUUUACAUCCAAAACUAGUCUGUGAAAUGUCCGUUCUGAUCAGAAGGCAAGACUUCUUGAAAGGGAUUUUUGUUCAUCAGCUGUCAAAUGUGUGUUGUCCAAGUAGACAUCCUGUCAUACUGCCAUGUGUUUCCUUUACUGAUCAUUGUUUCAUUUUUGAUAGAAUCGUAAUGCUCUAUGAAGAAAGGUAAUAAAGAUGGAAUAAAAAAGA